Neocloeon triangulifer is the source of this 4185-nucleotide messenger RNA. Its product is annotated as acid sphingomyelinase-like phosphodiesterase 3a. The record is from RefSeq and is a predicted model, not a curated record. Gene Ontology annotation, molecular function: hydrolase activity. The transcript has 12 exons. NCBI's taxonomy places the organism in Eukaryota, Metazoa, Arthropoda, Insecta, Ephemeroptera, Baetidae. The coding region runs from base 677 to 2188 and encodes 503 amino acids.
CAGACCAAAUCGUGAAGCACUGAGCAUGCGCCGCACGCUCGUGACGUCACGAACACGAUGACUUUCGAAGCCGCGCGGCUAUGUUUGUUUUUGUUGAGCCGCGAUCGACACGUGUUUGACGCUUUGCGGCCAGACCAGGUGGCCGCCGGCCGCCGGCAAACGACUUUUUGGGUGGCCAAGGAGUCCGAGCGUGCCGUCGGCGGCCGCAACAACGCCGCCGUUCCAAAUUGCGGCCUGGUGUUGCCUCUUGAGGCGGUGCUUGUGCAAAUUUGCAUUGCACAACCAACACAAAGGUCGAGGUGCCGCCUAAUGGCUCAUCUGAAGGCGCUCGUCGCCUCAUUGAGAACUGCUGCUCUCGGAGUGAGUUCGAAGAAGGUUUGUGGGGCAAAUCCUACACUUGGAAAACCCUUGAAGGCCUGGAGUGGAACAACUCUUGUUGAACGCACGAGGAUGAGAAAUAAAACUUUCGGAGACUUGAAAGUGGCCUUUCUGGUCAUCGUUGACUGUCGCUCCAUGAAAUCAUCUGACAUUCUUUAAACGUGCGUUGUGUUUCGUCGGAACGAAGAUUAAAAUUCAAAUUUGGCCCCGAAUCAGCCGAAUUGCCGACCAAUAUGGCAGCAAAGGACUUUGGCCAAGAGACUGCAGGAAAUUCAGCAUUCUGAAAACCGGCGGCGCCAUGCUGAAGACGUUGAUUCUGCUGCUGCCCCUCCUCAUUAAGUCGACCACCGCCAGAAUAGGCUACUUUUGGCACAUCACGGACAUGCACUACGACGUCAACUACACCACCCUCGGGGACACGAGCAAGAUGUGUUGGCUGGGCCGGCAGACGAACGGCGGCGUGCGUCGGCUGCAGCCAGGCCCGUUCGGCGACUACAGCUGCGACUCGCCGUGGGCCCUGGUCAAGAGCGCCGCCGACUUCAUGAAGAAGAAGCACGGCGACAACAUCGAGUUCGUCCUCUGGACAGGGGACGCGGGAUCGCACGCGGCUUCGGAGCCGCAAAAGCUGCUGGCGACGAUGCAGAACUUGACGGACCUUCUUCGGCACACGUUCAGCUCGCAGUUCGUGUUUCCCGCGCUGGGCCACGGUGACGUCAUCGGCCACCACAACCACCACCACCACGGCCACCCGCACGCCAUGACGGCGCACGAGCUGUACAAGAACGUGGCCGACAUGUGGCGCUUCUGGCUCCCCUCCGAGGCCCUCACCUCCUUCCAAAAAGGAGGGUACUACACGAUCGAGAACAAGGGCAACCGGCUGCGGCUGAUCAUCCUGAACACGAACCUGUACGUGCGUCGCGGGGGCGCGAGCGCCCCCGUGCGGCACCCCGAGGCGGCCGCGUCCUCGUCGCCGGGGGCCGACGACGACCCCUCGGGCCAGUUCGAGUGGCUCGAGAUGGUCCUCGACAAGAGCCUCCGCCGCCGCGAAUUCGUGUACGUGAUCGGGCACGCGCCUCCGGGGGCGGACGAGCGCGGGUCGAGCGAGGGCGGCCCUUUCCAGGACAAGUUCAACCGGCGCUACCUGCAGAUCGUGCGUCGCUACGCCAACAUCAUCGCGGGCCAGUUCUUCGGCCACCUCCACUCGGACACCUUCCGCGUCAUCUACAACGAUCUAGGCGAACCGGUGAACUGGCUGAUGGUGGCGCCGUCCGUGACGCCGUGGCGCCCGCCCAGCGACUCGGGCAACCCAGGGCUGCGCCUGUUCAAGUACGACACCGACUCUGGCCAGAUCCUGGACUACACGCAGUUCUACCUGGAGCUGGAGGAGGCGAACCAAAAGGGCAAGGCCGAGUGGCAGCCCGAGUACAACCUGACGACGUACUACGGGCUGUCGGAGGUCACGCCGAGGUCACUGCACCGGCUGGCCGAGACCUUCCGCCACGUGGCCGACACGGAGCUGUUCGAGCGGUACGUGCGGGCGACGCGCGUCUCCACGCAGCCGGCCACGCACUCGUACUCGAGCUACCUCGACAGCAGCUCGUCCUCGGGCUUGGUCGACCUGGCAGGGUCGCAGGGGUGCGAGGGGGCGUGUCAGCGGCGCCACUACUGCGCCGUCACCAGGGUCGCCUACCCUGAGCUGCAGCGCUGCCUGCGCGACGACGCCGUGUGGAGCUCGCGCGCGCCACCCACCCUCGCCGCACCUCCCCUCCUUCUCCUCCUCGCCCUUACCCCACUCCUCACGUCGCGGUGACUCCUCCCCUCGCCUGCUCACGAGGCCAACACGUACCUGCAUAAGAGAAAUUAAUGAAAAGGACUUCUCAGCGCGGCCAACACGUUUUGAAUUCAAAUGCGAAAUUUUUCGUUUCAAUAAAAAAGAAAGCAAGUUCUACGGGCACAAGAUGACGUGUGUUACUAAUCUUAAUUAUGGAAAAAUUUAAAAGAAAAACGCAGAUAUAUAUUUGUGAUAUUUACCGUUAGCGGAGUGUUUGCCAUUGAAUUUUUACUUUUUCGACUCCAAUUGAAAUUAUAAAUUGUUCUCGUUUUGCGCAAAUGAAUUUAUACAAUUAUAUUAUAAAAGUUCUACGUGAAAAAUUUUGUGGACUGGCUGAUUUGUAUGUUCCCUUCUUCACUAGAGGUCUUAAUUUAGAGGAAAUUUUCACUUAAUUGCACAGACAGAACAAAACCAACGGCAAGCAAUGUAAAUUCUAAUCUUGUAACUUCAAACCAGUUUCGGUUCCAAAAGUUUGCAAUUUUCUGUUUUUUUCUCCAUCCGACAACCACAAAGCCAUUAAAAACAUUGGUUCUAUAUUUACUAUAAUACAUAAGCAGACUGAUCACAAAUUUACACUUAUUUUUUUCCACCUUUGAUACAAAACAAAAGUAGCAAUAAUUUUUCUUCUGUUGGAGUUAGAACAAAAUUUUUGAUUCUAAAAUGACCCUCUUGAUGUCCUCUUUCAAACGAUGUGUCGUAUGUUACGAAAGUUGUGCCACUGACUUUUUGUAAUCAGGUCAAUAUGCGUAAUAAUGUUAUUAAGAACAGACCAAGGCGCGGAUCACGUUUUGUCGUGUGAUACUUUGGGCGAUCUGCUCAGAAAUAAAGUUGCAGAGACUCAGAGAGGCGCGUUUCACAAAAAAUAAGCUUUUGGAAAACCACGUUUUCGAUCUCUUUUUUUUUAAUUUGAUGGGAAAAAGCAUCUAAUUAUGGUUCAUUUUCUUCAGUAAUGUUAAAUUUCAUGCUCUACAAAAUGGCUAUUCCAGAAUCAAAAUAAAAGUGAAGGUCACGAGAAGUGACCUUGAACUUAGACCUACCUACGAUUUUGCUUUCAGAGUUGUAGAAACCAACAAGAUAAAUUCAAACAUACCCAGAUUUUUGUUCUACAAUCUCGAGAAGCCGAGAUAGAGCCAUUUGAAAUUUUCCCAAAAUCCAAAUUUGAGUGUCCCUUGAAACCCGCAAAUUUUGAGAAGACAAGGCAGUAGAAAAUUUAUUUUUUAAGAUCUUUUGGCAUGAUAAUGGUUAUGAUUGGUUGCCAAAGUAAUGAUUUCUGUUCAAGCAAUUGAAAAAUUUAUUUAAAGUAUAAUUUUGGUUUUCCCUUUUGAAACAAUGGAAAUAAAACAAAAAAAAUCAGCCUCUGCAGAUUUUUCCACUCAGUAGAAAAUACUCGCCAUCUCCUUGUUUGAUUUGGCCCAACAAUGUUCCUCGUCUCAAGAGCGACUUUGAGGUGUUUAGUGUGUAGAAAAAAAAGAAUAUGUCCAGAAAGAAAGCAAUUCAAUGAGCAGAGUCAAAAUUUAUGAUUGAAUUUUCCGGAGCGCGGAAAAAUGAGUUCAAGUUUAGCGAAAUUUUAUGUGAUCGACUCGCGCGAAUGUGCUUGGGUGUUUGGUGUGUACUCAACUAAUCAAAUAUACAAGAAAGAGAGUGUGCGUGAUUCUCACUUCUGCUGCCAAAAAACGAACGAACAAGAGCCGAGAAGAGCUAUUUUUCAAACAAGUUCUGCAGUGCGACGAAAAUAUUUGAUUCUGCGAAUACAAAAAAAAAAAAAGUUAUUUAAAAAAAAAAUGUGUCAAUGUCUGUCAGGGACAAACUUUAUGCAUUUAAAAGAGUCGCUCUCACUUAAGGGACACUUUUUGUAAAUUCAAAUAAAUAUACAAAGCUUUACAAGGAAAAAAAACUACCAACGUCAGAGAAGGAGGAAAUAAUAAAGCAAAAUGUUUAACUGUAAUUUCAAAUCGCGUUCAUCAAAUAAAAGUAUC